This is a messenger RNA of Brassica oleracea var. oleracea, 978 nucleotides long. Its product is annotated as ubiquitin-conjugating enzyme E2 2-like. The record is from RefSeq and is a predicted model, not a curated record. Gene Ontology annotation, molecular function: ubiquitin conjugating enzyme activity. Gene Ontology annotation, biological process: proteasome-mediated ubiquitin-dependent protein catabolic process; protein polyubiquitination; DNA repair. The coding region runs from base 395 to 832 and encodes 145 amino acids. NCBI's taxonomy places the organism in Eukaryota, Viridiplantae, Streptophyta, Magnoliopsida, Brassicales, Brassicaceae. The transcript has 5 exons.
ACUGCGUGCACGGUGAAUUUUGAGGAUCGAUCGGAGACUUUUAUGUCAUCACCGGUGGUCAUCAUCGUCGCUUAAACUUCCCUCCUUUCGUCGCGGCAAGGAAAGAUGCUCGCUUGACGACGAUCUCCACCGUUCUUUACCUUUUUAGCUCAACAGUGAGAGAUCCCUCUGUUUCUUUGUUAGAUCCGGUGUUUCUACUUAGUUUUCAUAUGGGCCUAUCAAAAGUUUCGAUCUUUAUGGUGAAUUGAUCCUGUCUUAAGCGCUUCAUAGGUUAAAGAGAACUGUGUGGUUUUGAUUUGCUUCUAAAAGCUUUUCUGUUGAAGCUGAUUGAAACUACAAUUCAGAACACAUUGAAAAUCUUGAUUUUGAGUUCUGUGAUACAAGUGAGAGAAGGAUGUCGACACCAGCGAGGAAGAGAUUGAUGAGGGAUUUCAAGAGGUUGCAGCAGCAAGACCCACCUGCAGGAAUCAGCGGUGCUCCACAAGACAACAACAUCAUGCUCUGGAAUGCUGUUAUUUUCGGGCCUGAUGAUACCCCAUGGGAUGGAGGGACUUUCAAACUCUCACUGCAGUUUUCAGAAGAUUAUCCAAACAAACCACCAACGGGUCGGUUUGUUUCAUUUUCACGGAUGUUCCAUCCAAAUAUAUAUGCUGAUGGGAGUAUAUGCUUGGACAUUCUCCAAAACCAGUGGAGUCCAAUAUAUGAUGUUGCUGCUAUACUUAUAUAUGUAGAAAUGCUUCUCAUAUCCUCUGCACGAAUGUUCAGCGAAAGCAAACGGGAGUACAACAGAAGAUUCCGCGAGGUUGUGGAACAAAGCUGGACUGCUGACUAGUAAAAUAAUAUUUGUUGUAGAGCGUUUGUCUUCUUCGACAUUGAACUUAAUUCCUCUCUUGUGUUUCAUUCCACCAACACUUAUCUCUCUCUUCUUUUAAUGCUUCCAUGUAUUAUCUUCACCACAUUCAUAUUCAUAUUCAUAUU